CGUCCUACCUGCGAAGAGAGUGCCGUUUCCCUUGAACCGGUUGUGCCGCUUGUUCCGUGAAAGUAGUGCUGGUGAGAACAUAGGGCAGAACCCGGAGGGGUGUCAACGAGAAACGUUUCAGUGCACAGAAGCACAACGGAAGGAGUGUGUGUUGGGGGAAUCUAUCGGGGGACCAGACAAACAGAUUUCAUCUUUCAAAAAUGGUGAGUAGGGCUUCAUUGGCAAGGGAACUCGGUUCUCCCGCCGCGUUUUCUCUCGACUCAACACCUCGUGAGACGCGACGGAGUUCAUCUCGGGCAUCACGUAAAACCACCCGGGAACCUGAAUCCACUCACUCACAAUCCUCUUACUCUCUCCCACCCACGCCUGUGACCACCUCCUUUGACGAAUCUCUACCGUCAGCGAAACGGCGCAAGACGCAACGGUCUGUCAAUCAGACGGCGCAAACCCCGCAAGGAAAGGAGGAGGAGUCGGUGGAGACUCCGGGGUCCCUUGACUCUCCCCAACCCACGGAGAAUCUCCCCAAGAGGCGAGACCGCAACCGAAAGGCUGUCAACACGAACGCUGAACUGACUCCCAACACCAACACCGAAUCUCCCAGUGAACCCGCCACUGCGCAGGCCAAGUCGCGUCCGGAACAGUCGCAGUCGACUUUGCAUCACUUUCUCCUGAAGAAACCUCAGUCCAAGCGGCAUUCUCUGGCGACCACUACGCUCCCCACCGCUACUGUAACCCCGCGUGUUACUUCCUCUGCUUCCGCAACACCGCGUGCCUCGUCCACCUCCGCCUCUUCCCCUCGUAUGGCCUCGACGCCGGGCAGUGCUCGUAAGGAUCGCAAUUCGAAAUCCGCGAAACCCCCAGCUCAGAUCAAGACUGAACCGACACCCGCCCACCUCGCCCCCGCCAGCACGCCGGAUAACAGCAUAUCCGAUCCUCAAACCCCUGCGGCAUCAUCUCGCCCUUCCACCCCGCGAAACUCCACCAGCCGAGCGCGGCGUGCCGACCGCAAACCUACCAAAAAUCCCGCGACAUCCAGUCGGCUGAAUCCCGCCACGGGACAAACCCCAUCCACCGCAACCGAACCACGAUCCACCCCCACCACAUCAUCCAAAAUGGGUCAGGCCAAGUCCGUGCUUUCGCACGCCUCCCAGAAGGGAAGCGCCCGGCCGCAGCGCAGCAGUAGCCGUCGCUCGCGUGUUGAGGCGGGCACUCGGAGCUCAGCGCCGGACACCAACCACAAGAACAUGGCACAAACCAACCAUAAAGUUAGCGACUUUUCCUCGGGCGCAGAGUCCUCGACCCCCGCGUUGCCGAUUGGCCGGGAGAUCGCCGAGAGCAUUGAAUCCGCCACUCCGGUCUCCGACAACAAGAUCCUCGGGGGCUUCGGGACUCCCUUGCUGCCGGAUGACAACAACAACAACACCCCCGGAGCGAUUCCGUACGGCGACAGCUUCGACUUCGAGUACGAUGCCGAUAUGUACCGCAGCCAUUUCGGCCUGGACGGAACCACCGAGACCCCCGGCUCGCCGACGGGCAGCCUGACCACGGCCACCUCGGUCGGCAACCGCAUCUCCACCCGCCUGCGCAAGCCCACCAUCAAGGCCAUGGAGUCGAUCGAGUCCGAGCGCCGCUUCCGCCGGCCCCCGCGCUCGGCUUCCGCGCGGCCCGACGGGCCCAAGGGUCCGCCGCUCGAGUGGGACGCGGUGGCCUUGGGCAUUCGCAUCUUUGAGAUGGCCAACUCCGCCCUGGCGCCGGAAUUCGAGCCGGCGGCCGAUGCGGAGCAGUUGCUGGCCGAGCUUCGCGGAGCGUAUGACAUUGACCAGGCGGAGAGGGAGAAGCUGCGCCUCGAGCAGGCGCAGCGUGAGAAGGAGACGGAGAAAGAAAUUGAGAAGGAGAAGGCGACAGCGACAGCGACAGCGACUCCAGAGCCGGUCAACGGAUCGAAGGAGAUAGCGGAGCAUGAGACCGGCGGAAUGGAGAUGGACGAGACAGCGAACGGGGAGAAGACGGAAGGAGAGAAGGUGAACGGCAACCAGGAGCGUGAAGAGAAGCGGAACUCGGACCAGCGCAAGGUUGGGAAGCGCAACGCAGAGAAGGAAAAGGCAGCGAAAGAGAAGGCAGCGAAAGAGAAGGCCGAGAGAGAGAAGAUUGAGAAAGAGAAGGCCGACAAGGAACAGGCUGAGAAAGAAACGGCCGAGAGAGAGCAGGCCGAAAAAGAAAAGGCCAAGAAGGAAAAGGCCGAGAAGCAGCUCUCCGAUGCAUCAAAGACAGAGAAACGGGGUCGAACGACAAGGCGGGCUGCGGCAACUGAGCAGCAGCCGGCGACUGAGGCGAAGACCGAGGAAGAGGCGGGAGGGGCCAGUAAGCCAACCUCCCCAGCCGACCAGUCGAAGGAGUGGACUGACGCAGACGGCUUCACCUACACAGGCCGACUUAACCAGUUCGGCGAAGAACUGGUGUAUGUUGGCCGCGGGUACGAAUGGUAUCGGCCCAACAACACGUACGGCGAUGACAAGCUGCCGCUGCCUCCCGUCCGCCUCAUUUCGCGGGAGCAGCUGGAAAAAGACCGCAUCUUCGGCUUCCCUCCUCUCAUGGGGGAGAGAAACAUCCCCCGCGCCAGGAACAUGCCCUUUACCUAUGAGGAUGUCUUGGAGGAACGAGCCAAGAUCAAGGCCCGCGAGGAAGCGCGCAAACGCGGCAUCGAGGUCGACCGAUACAUGCCAUCGGCCUAUAUUCACGCCCUGAUUGCGCAGCAUGACAAGACUUCGAGUGACCAGGAGAGAUCCGGCGCUGGGGUGGAACCCAAGGGCCCAGCUCCGCGCAAGCGGCGCCGCGCUGCUGAGCAACCAACCGAGGCAGCCCAAGCCGCCAAACGCCGUCGAAAGGAGGACACUCCUCCAGCCGCGGGGGACCAGCCCAAGACUCUGCGCAUCAAAUUGACUCUGAAGGGGGCAGCGGCUGCAGCUGCAGCGGCGAAGGAGCCCAGCUCACCCAAUGAAGGAGGAUCCAAGAAGCGCACCCGUUCCGAGACAGAGGCAGCGCCUGAAAUGAACGGCACUACCAGCAGCGACACCCCCCAGAACCGGCCCACCAAGCUUCUGAAGCUGUCUGGCCUGCGCCGCGAUCCCGACUCAACCCCGGCCAAGUCGACGGCGAGUCCGGCCACGCCUGGGGGCGGGGAGACGAACACCACUGCACCUGCGCCUUCACCCGCCUCCGGCUCUCAGGCCGCGACUCCUGCCAACGACGCCAGUUCUACAGCCUUGGGCACUACUCCUGGAGGUCGGCCACGGCGACGAGCCGCAGCCGCCUUGAUGGCGGAGUUCCAGAAUCAUGCCGAACAGAGGGCUCGUCGCGCCAACGCCCGCAAGAAGGAGCCUGCUGCCUAGGGUGGCGGUGGUCUGCUGAGCAGUACGGUCUGGCUGACAGAGGAAGGAUACUAUUUUGAAGAGCAGGGUUCGAACGACCCGAUCGACGAAUGACUAUGAACCGACGGAAGGGGACGAAACGAGACGAUAAGAGUGGUAGAAGAUGAAGUGGGAAUGCGAUGGCCACCCAGCGAAGGCGGCCGGAUUUUUCGAACACGAAACAGAAUCUGGAGA
Messenger RNA from Aspergillus saccharolyticus JOP 1030-1, 3602 nucleotides. RefSeq names its product putative GPI-anchored cell surface glycoprotein. The record is from RefSeq and is a predicted model, not a curated record. NCBI's taxonomy places the organism in Eukaryota, Fungi, Ascomycota, Eurotiomycetes, Eurotiales, Aspergillaceae. The coding region runs from base 201 to 3389 and encodes 1062 amino acids. The transcript is spliced from 3 exons.